AUGGAAAAAUCAAGAAUUACUUGUAGUAAAUUUAUUGAUAGAGAUACCUAUGUGAUAAAGAGUAGAAUUACUGAAUCUACUAACCUUAAUUUAGAAAAUGUGGAUUGGCAUAAUUUGUGUUAUGCUACUAAUUCAAAUAUUAAAAAUCCAAUGACUGGUAUUAGAGAGAUUGCAGUUCCAUGUAGUAAUCAAAUUAAUCCUCCAGAUGAAGAUGCUUCAGUAAAAAUUGUAAUUAGUGAUGCUCUUGGAGUUAUUUUUGAUGGAGAGCCAUUAGCCGGUGAUUAUCAUGAUCAAAAGGAUAUUCCAAGUGAAAAUGAAUAUUCUAUUUCUUUAAGAAUUUAA
Molecule: messenger RNA, 342 nt
Organism: Entamoeba dispar SAW760
Lineage: Eukaryota; Evosea; Mastigamoebida; Endamoebidae
Exons: 2
Coding region: 1-342 (113 amino acids)
Source: RefSeq, a predicted model, not a curated record